UCACAGUUAUUCACCGUUUCUCACUUCCAAUCAAAGUCUUCCAACAUGCAGCAACGUGUCUUCAUCUCAGGAGGUCGGUUUAACACUACCGCAUACAAGUACUGUUCAUCAGGUUUCCCUCCCGGUUAGAUUAACUCUCCACCAUCAAUAUCCGUCUUCUACCUUCUGGUUCCUUCCAUCGCUUUCAUUUUCCUUCCACGGUUCCACCGCAACCUAUUCCUUUCAAUUCAUUUACAUCCUUCUGGUGGCCUUGCCUCCAAUUUCUUCCGAUCAUCUUUUACACAUUCCCUUUUUAAUACCCACCUGCUUUGUUCUACUGUCUUCAAGAAUAAUCAUUGCCUCCCCCGUCCAAGGACGAAGAGAGUAUUGUCGCCGGCAACAGUCACGUCCAUGUAAGUUUCUGAUUUCUUGCACGAUUUACGUUCUAAUCAACUGUUUGUAUUUCUAUUUGGGUUCGAUUUUAAGAAAAUCAACGUCUGUUGUGUUGGUGGUGUCUGAUUUUGGGUGUUGCGUGUUUUGAUGGUUGACGCCCCACACCUCAUCUUCGCCUUUUUAAUUUUAUCGGAACUCAUUAUCCAUCGCCUUAUUCUUCCAUCGACUUCACCUCUACUCGCCUUAUUCAUCCAUCGACUUCACUUCCGUGUAUACUCCCGGUAACAACCCUAAAUUCGACCAAUCAUCGUCUCUGGUUGAUACGUGUUCUGUUUUAGGGCUUUUCAAGAGGAACCCGAGUAAGCAUUUAGCAGGAGGGAAAGCAUUUACCGAUGACAUACCAACUGCAAGAGAGGAGGUGGGUCGUCGACGGUGACAAACUCUUGGUCUCUCUGAUUGUAAAUAUCGAGAGGGAAGAUGGACUGCGUUUCAAAGGGAAGAUUGACUACAGUUGUUGCCGUUUGGAUUCGAUUUGGUUGCGAGGAGGGACCAACGGCCUAUGGAGCCGCUAGAGAAUCCCAACAAGAGUUUUUCCGAUCUGCAGUAUCAUCAGAGAGAAGUUUUUCUGUAAAAGGGAUUGGCAGUGGAGACGAUAUAUUAUUUCUCUCUUGGAAGCCUAGAGCCUUUGUUUAUCACAAUAUCUUGUCAAAAGAAGAGUGCGAUUAUUUGAUAAAUCAUGCCAACCCUCACAUGGAAAACUCAACAAUUGUUGAUAGCAAGCCUGGUCAAAUCAAAGAUAGCAGAUUACGUAUAAGCCCAGGGACGUUUUUGAGAAGGGGAAGUGAUAAAAUUAUACGCGACAUUGAACAAAGGAUAGCAGACUUUGCAUUUAUCCCUGUAGGUAUGAUUUAUGAAUAUCUCAUGCACAUUUUAAUAUAUCAUCAAAACAAGACAUCAAGAUUAUGCUAUAGCUUUUAUGUACUUUUUAUGAUUGUUUACAUUCUACACUCUAAUGUCUAUUAUUUUUUGUUUAUUUGCAAGAGUUGGACAUUCCAAAAGGAUAUAUAUUGAUUUCAUGGAUAAUCCAAAAGAUUGUGGAUACUGACAAGUUCGUAACACUCUUUAAAAUUUAGAAUCAUUAGUGAUUUAAGAACCUAUUCCAACAAAAAAAAGCUUAAUUUAUCAUUGUUCAUUACACAGAUAUUGUCCAAGUUAAACAGGAUAUAAAACUUCUACUUCAAACUUUUUCAGGUUUCCAUAACUCAUAUCUAAAGUAACGAAGUUGCUCAUCAAUAAGCAGAGGGCAUUGUUUUCAGAUGAAAAAUGUUUUUGGCUGUUUAUUUCAGAUUAUGCUUUUCUUCUACAACCUCUAUUUUCUUCUAAUUUCUUCUAAUUUUAUUUACUUAUUGGAAUCAUUAUUCCAAAUGGACUGCUGAUGCAUCACCGUUAUGUGGUCUAGGUAAGUACUUUUACCACGGAUGGUGCUGACAGAUAUCGAGGUAUGUUGAUGAAUGAUGAUUUCAAGUUUUUUUAGAUUUGUGGCUCAAUAAUUGGAUUAUUGUUUAAUCGUUCUUGUCAGGCCUCACAUUCUCCUUUGUUUUUUUUUGUUUUCCUCUAAGGUCCAUGCAUUUCUUUGAUUAUUUAUAUUAGGUUCGAAUUGUUAAUUCAUGAAAAUUUUUAUUUUCUCUAAAAGUGUAACUGAUUUUAGGGCUACAUAUUUACUUGAUGUCAGAGGCUUUAAGUGUGAUGAUUUUAGUUAUACAGAUAAGUCAUUCUUCUAACAUCUUUAUCAUAAGGACCAAUUUCCUUUUGUGUUUUAUAGCCUAACUGAUGUCGAUAACAAUAACCUUCAAAUAUAAACUAUUGAUGAAGAGUAAAAGAAAAAGUAAUUUUAUCUUUCAACUUUAAUUGUUGAUGGAUUAUUCUCAAAUUAGUUUUAAUAACAUAUUAUUUUUUCUUUAAUUGCAGCCUUCAAGAAGAAGGAGACCGUACUAACAGCUUUAGGACCUGGGGAAAUUGCUUCUUCCCCAUAUUACAGACCAGAUGUGGAAAAGUUUGACUUCUGUUGACUUUUUUAGUCUUCAUAUAAUAUCCCAUAUCAUGAUCUGAAUUUUAGCAUGAUUGAAAGGGCAACUUUUUUUUUUGAAUAUUUAUGUAGUUUUCACGCAUUAACUAUAAUUUGAUUACCACUUUAUGUUUUUUUUAAUCUCUUUUUGUUAGCAGGUUGGAAUCAGUAUAAUCAAAAUCCAUGCAUGAGGUCUAGCUGGUCUAGCUGGAGUAGUAAGAAAUUUGGGCUGGUGCUGCCUUGGACUAAAUUUGGUUAAAUUAAUUUUGUACCCAACAUAUGUGUUUAAAAAGAGAAUAUAUCUCAGUUGGCUUCUACUUUAUUUCAUUUUUUAAGCAUCAUACUUUCAUAGUCAACCAAAUAUAGCAUCAUAGUUCCAUGACAAACGACUUAUAAACGAUGACACCAUCUUUACCCUAAUGUAUUCCAUCGGUUUUCUUCGACAUAA
Molecule: messenger RNA, 2885 nt
Organism: Lactuca sativa (garden lettuce)
Lineage: Eukaryota; Viridiplantae; Streptophyta; Magnoliopsida; Asterales; Asteraceae
Source: RefSeq, a predicted model, not a curated record